Molecule: messenger RNA, 556 nt
Organism: Dendronephthya gigantea
Lineage: Eukaryota; Metazoa; Cnidaria; Anthozoa; Malacalcyonacea; Nephtheidae
Product: nucleolar protein 16-like
Exons: 5
Coding region: 6-512 (168 amino acids)
Biological process (GO): ribosomal large subunit biogenesis
Cellular component (GO): nucleolus
Source: RefSeq, a predicted model, not a curated record
UCAAAAUGGCCGGCGUCAGACGAAAACAAACACAGAAGAAAAAGCGAAUGAAUUCUACCUUAACUGGUCGAAAAAGAAAAAGCAAAAACAAAAAAAAAGUGAAUAUCGAUAGCAAAGCCAUUCGUAAGACUUGGGACAAAUCCAAGACCCUAAAACAGAACUUUAAAGAUCUAGGCUUGGCUUACAAUGUUAACAAUAACAUGCCGGUCAAAAAUAAGGGAGAUGGAGGCCAUUUAAACAGUGAGGCAAUGGACAUUGAUAAACCUAGAAGCUCUGUUGUAAAAGAACUUGAAGAGGAAGCAUCACAUGGUAUUAAAAAAGAAAAGCACAUUUCUCCUGGCGAGACAAAGUUUUUAUGGGAACUGAUUCAGGACUAUGGUGAUAACUAUGAGGCGAUGAGACGUGACAAAAGAAACUACUACCAACACACUGCAAAACAACUGAGACGGAAAUGUACAAAAUUUCUUAAUUCCACACAAGACUUUAGUAAAUACAUCGACAGUCAAGAAUAGACUUCAUCUGUACACUUUGUAUCAAAAUGUUAAAUAAAAAAUCC